AUUUUUUGCACGAUCAGCAGUUUAAUUUAAUCUGCGGAGUUCGAUCACCUGUUUCGAAUUCUGAUUAACGAGAUUGAGAAAUGGACGAGGUGGUUACGGCAGCGGAUGCGGCAUCGCUGAGAACGGCCCAAACGGCAACGUCGAGUUCUUCGUCUCUGCUUCCAUAUAACCUCCCUAUCCUAUCUGCCUUCCUCGCCUUCGCUAUCGCUCAAUUCCUCAAGCUCUUCACCACCUGGUAUAAAGAAAAGAGAUGGGAUUCCAAAAAGAUACUUGAUUCUGGUGGGAUGCCAUCGUCACAUUCCGCAACUGUGACAGCUCUAGCGAUGGCUAUAGGCCUACAAGAUGGGACUGGAGGAGCAGCGUUUGCUAUUGCAGUGGUUUUUGCAUGUGUUGUGAUGUAUGAUGCUUCAGGGGUCAGGCUUCAUGCUGGUCGGCAGGCUGAAUUGCUGAAUCAAAUUGUGUGCGAAUUUCCUCCGGAACACCCCUUAUCCAGUGUUAGACCUCUGCGCGAACUACUUGGGCAUACUCCACUUCAGGUUGUGGCCGGGGGUCUGUUGGGAUGCAUUGUGGCAUAUCUGAUGAGAAACACGAGUUGAGAUGUGAUUAACCAAACUGAUUAUUUUGACCUUGUAAGAAGCAGCUGUUGAUUAUAUGUAUGUGCUUGGCCAGGAAGACUGCAAGUAUUUAACGAGAAAAAGUUCCGGUAGUCGUCGGAAAGUUUGCAAAUUGGUUUGAACUCAUCCAUGGGUUUUUGUUGGUGUCUAUUCUUGUUCAUGUAUUUUGCAAUGACACAUUCCAUAAGCGACUCUGCUGUGUAAUUCCAAAUUUUUUUGACUCAAAUCAAAUUAUCUAUAA
This is a messenger RNA of Tripterygium wilfordii, 855 nucleotides long. RefSeq lists its product as uncharacterized. The transcript is spliced from 5 exons. The coding region runs from base 81 to 596 and encodes 171 amino acids. The record is from RefSeq and is a predicted model, not a curated record. NCBI's taxonomy places the organism in Eukaryota, Viridiplantae, Streptophyta, Magnoliopsida, Celastrales, Celastraceae.